AUGGAGACGUUCCGGAUCCAGCCCUUUGGGUCUAAGCCAGAGAGUCUGUUGGCUUCUGCUUCAGAAAACUAUAAUGACAAUGCUGAAUGCGCAGUUGAUGUAACAACUUUGAUUAGUUUAAUAACUAAAGAAAAACUAUCCUUCUCAGGGUGCAUGGUGCAAAUGUUUCUCUCCUUUGCCAUGGGGGUCACAGAGUGUGUGCUCCUAGGCAUGAUGGCACUUGACCGCUAUGUUGCCAUCUGCUACCCACUAAGAUACCCUGUCAUCAUGAGCAAGGGCGCCUAUGUGCCCAUGGCAGCUGGGUCCUGGGUCACUGGGCUUGCUGACUCAGUGGUGCAGACAUCUCUUGCAAUGCAGUUACCAUUCUGUGCUAAUAAUGUCAUUAGCCAUUUUGUCUGUGAAAUUCUGGCUGUCCUGAAACUGGCCUCUGCUGAUAUUUCAAUCAAUGUGAUCAGCAUGGCCGGGUCAAAUCUAAUUGUUCUGGUUAUUCCAUUGCUAGUAAUUUCCAUCUCUUAUAUUUUUAUUGUUGCCACUAUUUUGAGGAUCCCUUCUACAGAAGGAAAACGGAAGGCCUUCUCCACCUGUUCAGCCCAUCUGACAGUGGUGAUUAUAUUCUAUGGAACCAUCUUCUUCAUGUACACAAAGCCCAAGUCUAAAAAUUUUUUUGGUACAGAUAAUCAAGACAUCAUUGAGGCCCUCAUCUCCCUCUUCUAUGAAGUGAUGACUCCCAUGCUCAAUCCCCUCAUCUAUAGUCUAAGAAACAAGCUCUGCAUUCUAAUACUUAUAUUAAAAACAACAAUAAGAACACAAUAAUAGUUUAUAUAU
Molecule: messenger RNA, 825 nt
Organism: Trichechus manatus latirostris (Florida manatee)
Lineage: Eukaryota; Metazoa; Chordata; Mammalia; Sirenia; Trichechidae
Product: olfactory receptor 13C8-like
Exons: 3
Coding region: 1-813 (270 amino acids)
Biological process (GO): detection of chemical stimulus involved in sensory perception of smell; G protein-coupled receptor signaling pathway
Cellular component (GO): plasma membrane
Molecular function (GO): olfactory receptor activity; G protein-coupled receptor activity
Source: RefSeq, a predicted model, not a curated record